AUGCGUUCAUUUUUGAUCCUUUGCUCCGUCGUCGCUGUCGCCAACGCAGCCAGUCUCGGCUACAACUAUGAGGCCAACAGCAGUCCAGCGCUCGGUGGUGGACUAAGCGGCCCAAGCUAUGGAGGUCCCAGCUAUGGUGGACCAGCAUUAAGUGUGCCCAGUUAUGGUGGACAAGGCCUUGCUGGCCCCAGCUAUAGUGGCCCUUCGGCUGCUGGUCCCAGCUACAGUGGCCCUUCGGCUGCUGGCCCAAGCUCUUUCGGCGGCCUAGCUCCUUCAGGCCCUAGUUACAGCGCUCCCGCUGCUGCUCCUGCUCCCGUUGAGGUUAACAAGGAAUUCUUCACCUACACUGCACCCGAACAUGAGUUCAAUGAUGCUGGUGAUGCAGGUGAUCACGCCAAUUCAUUGAAGAAGAACUUGCGUGUUAUCUUCAUUAAGGGACCUGAAAACUCUGGACUUGAGAAUGCUGCUUUGCAAUUGGCUAAAUCCGCUGGCGAAGAACGCACUGCCAUCUAUGUGCUCAGCAAACAGGCUGACAUCGGUGACUUGGCCAACAAAUUGCAAUCACUCAACCACCGCAAUUCCAACAAGCCCGAAGUGCACUUCGUCAAGUACCGUACCCCAGCCGAUGCUGAGAACGCCAAGCAAGCUAUUCAAUCGCAAUACGAUGGUUUGGGCGGUAACACUAGCAGCCACAAUGGUGGUGUUGCACCAGUGUUGGACUUUGCCUCGAAGGCACCAGCUGCACCAGCUGCUCAGCAAUAUGGAGCCGCACCAGUUGGUGGCGCUGAAAAUGCUUACUUGCCACCCAACAAGCGCGUGUAA
Molecule: messenger RNA, 822 nt
Organism: Bactrocera tryoni
Lineage: Eukaryota; Metazoa; Arthropoda; Insecta; Diptera; Tephritidae
Exons: 2
Coding region: 1-822 (273 amino acids)
Source: RefSeq, a predicted model, not a curated record